Messenger RNA from Acanthocheilonema viteae, 1911 nucleotides. The record is from the annotation of a GenBank genome assembly. NCBI's taxonomy places the organism in Eukaryota, Metazoa, Nematoda, Chromadorea, Rhabditida, Onchocercidae.
AUGGCAAAUGCAAAAACAAAAUUGUUUACUCCUAAAGAGACAAUUUAUCGGGGUGAUCUCAUAAAUUUGAUUUGGAACAGAAGAGUGAUAGAAACAGUUAUCUGUGUACAGCACACAGAUACUGAAAGAAAUAAUAUCAAAACGGAGUCAUGCAAAGAAUUUGAUCAAGAAGAGGCCUCAAUGAAGAGUAUCGCUGACAAGAAUCAGGACAAACGGAUCACAUCGGUUGCGUUUGACGGGCAAUCAUUUCAAUAUAUCAGGAUUUCAGAAGAUUGUGUAACGAGUGAGGUUUCGCAUAACAGAGGAAGGAAUACUGCUGAAGACGUGCAGAGGUAUCGUUACAGCAACGUACGAGAUACUGUUGCCACGAAUAACGAAACGAACGAUAGAUUGACGCAUUUCCAGUCACACUCCGGAAGAAAUAAUAAACACAUGGAUGCUACAAUGCAUACCACGUUCUGUAUACCUCUCAGGCAACGAUCGAGUCAUGCAGCAAAGCCAGGGGAUGAAGGAGGAGUUCCAUCCAGACCGAUAUCACUAUCAUCACAGCCUCAUUCUUCUCGACUAGACAGUUCGAAUGAAAGUUAUAAUCGUAGUAGUAACGCGAUGGAUGUGUCUCCAGCAAAAGUGGAUACAUUUGCUACAUUCCUACCUCGCAAGUUUUAUUUUUCCUACAAAUUUUUUAAUGCAUCACAGAGAAGCGAAUCACUAAAUGAUGAUCAAAUAAAUUCAACAAAGGUUGUUCCGUUACCGGCAUCGCAAUCGAUGAUGAUUUCAUGUAACAGCUCGAAGUCAUUUUUGCUCAGAAGUAUUACUCCCUAUGUACAACAGACGACAACAGUACAGAAAACGCCAUCUGAAGUUAUUCAGCCACCAAUUCCACCUUCAACACACUUGAUCAGUGGGUCGCUGGCUACCAGUCAAACUUUACCUCUCCCGCAUUGCAAUUUUUCAGUUCCGACAACUACUGGUACACUAUCACACGGUCCACCCUAUGACUAUGCAGCAGAUGAUAGUCUUUGCAGAAAUCGAGAUCCUGUAUUAAUAAAGGAAACAUUUCACGAAAACCAUUGCUGUGAGAAUGCUCCACGCAGAUUAAAACUUAAAACAACAGAUGGACCAUCUCCUGGAUUACGCUCUACUUACGGACGAUCUGGGUGGCAAGAUGGUACGAAACAAUCAGUGCUACCCUAUCCUGGUUCUGGAACAUCACGGUGUUAUACAAAACCAUCACCUUCGCUACCGCUCCUUCCACUUGGCCAGGCAUAUGGUCGAGGCGCACCCCGGCGGCUUAUAUUAAGCAGUUUUUCUGAGUCACAUUGUUGCGAAGCCGAAUCAUUUGGUAAACCAAGUGGAUUCAGGAGCAAUAAAGAAGGAAAUGAGCAAGCUUACAACUCAUGCUGUGUAGGAAAUGUGCCAUCAGAUGCAACCUCAUCAAUCAUGCAAUCAACGUAUAAUGGUACAAAUAUUACGUACACCGCAGCGGGCACUGCACCACCACCCAAAACAUUUAGAGGCGAUCCAGAUCAAGUUGUUAUAUGCUCUUCAACAACCAGUGGUAGAACUGUAACGUAUCCAUAUCCAUCAAAAUCAACGUAUACAUACGCCGAAUGUGACACUGAUCACUCAAGGACAUCAUUUAGAGAAGGGAUAUGUAAAUCUUCAAUGCACAGUAACGGUAAAUACAGCAAAAGGACGUAUAGCACAAAUCUCGCAUGUCCUCCGACAGCCGUCACUAAUCCUUCAUUAAAAAAGGAAAGUAAUCAGAUGGUACAUGACGGUCAAACAAGUUCGAUGGAAGAAUACCAACAAAAUUUCAAAGAAGACAAAAAUAUUGGCAGGCGAGCAACAUCGAUAUCGGCUUUUUCAAAGUUCUACUUUCUUUCUCUCAGCAAAACAAAGAUACCCUAG